This is a messenger RNA of Oreochromis niloticus (Nile tilapia), 9715 nucleotides long. RefSeq names its product immunoglobulin superfamily, DCC subclass, member 4 (gene igdcc4). The record is from RefSeq and is a predicted model, not a curated record. Bases 505 to 4206 code for a protein of 1233 amino acids. Gene Ontology annotation, biological process: cell-cell adhesion. Gene Ontology annotation, molecular function: protein binding. The transcript is spliced from 20 exons. NCBI's taxonomy places the organism in Eukaryota, Metazoa, Chordata, Actinopteri, Cichliformes, Cichlidae.
ACGCCUGGAAUAAACAUGUAUUUCGAAAGAUUUGAUGUUUCAGGUGCUUUUCACAACGCAUUCGCUCCGGACCAAUAAAGUCUUAGUGGAAAGCAUGGGGCUGAAAAAAGGACGAAGUAAGGGUGUGUUAGAAUCACCGACAGCUUUUCAGGACUCCAGCGACGACCAGCCAGCCAGUGUCUGGUGAACGUGCGUGUGCGUGAAAGUGCGCGCACGUGUGUGUGUGUGUGCUGUGUUAGGACCCGCAGCCAACACACACUUAACAUUCGUUCGCAACAUGGCGUUGAAGCGCCGAGAGACACGACGGCUCUCCCCCGACUAAUGCAACCUUAUUGUUAGGAAAACCAGGGAGACUGUUAACCAAAGAACCCUAAACAUUCUCAGAGACUCCUUUACGCACCGGCGGAGACAAUAGCGGAUUCCAGCAUAUGAAUGUCGCUAUAACGGUAUAGCUGUUGUAUAGACUCAAGCUGCUACCCCACUGGUGGAAAUCAAAGGCUGUACAUGGCGGUGGAGAGUACAAUUUGGCUGUUCUGUCUUCUUUCGCUGUUUUGUGGUCCAUCCAAGCAAGAAAAGCUGGUUUCCGUGGAGCUGAGCUGCGGCGCUGGACCCAGCCAUGUAGUGUUGGAGCCAGGUUUGCCCCUCUUGCUGGACUGCAAUCUGGGGGCCAGUGAUACACCCUUCAAUGUCUCCUGGCUAAAGGAUGGACAGCCACUACUUCCAGAGGGGAAUGACUACCUUCAGUAUUUGGUUAAUGGAUCCGUUCUCCUGAUGCCAACGUCUAGAAAUGGCCAGUCUCCCCAUGGUGUGGCGGGGGCUUACAGCUGUGUGACUGGUAGCAGCCUUGGAGCGCUGAUGAGCCGGACUGUGAAUGUGCUCCUAGCAAGUCUGUCGAAGUUCCGUCUGGAGCCAUCUCCCCAAAAAGUGCCCACAGGAGGGGCUGCCCGCUUUGAAUGCCAAAUUGAAGGAGUACCAACCCCUGUUAUUACCUGGGAAAAAGAUGAAGUAACGAUUCCUGAGGGAACAAGAUUCAUUUCCCUUCCUAACGGGGUGCUCCAGAUUCUGGAGGUGACCAAGGAUGAUGAGGGUGUCUACCGCUGUGUUGCAUCCAAUUCUGCCGGGAAGGACAUCAGUCAUGAAGCCAGACUCUCUGUCACUACAGGCUCCACCGAAGCCCUGAACAGAGUUGUGAUUGUGGCACCACCUCAGAAUGCUACAGUUGUGCUUGGACAUCCUGCCGUGAUGGAGUGUAUGGCUCAAGGCCAGCCGAAACCACUGGUGUCCUGGAGCAGACAAGACGGAAAGCCCAUGUCUACUGAUGUGGUCGUCCUUGCAACAAACCUGGUGAUUAGAGACACAAGGCGUCACCAUGCUGGUGUCUAUGUCUGCCGAGCCAACAAGCCCAGGACCAGAGAGUUUGUCAUUGCUGCUGCUGAGCUGCAAGUACCCGCCCCUCCAGUGAUUCUUCAGGGCCCAGAGACAGUGUCCCUCUCCCGGGGAAACACAGCCAGGUUUUUGUGUAAUAGCUCUGGAGAACCUCCUCCAGUGUUGCACUGGUUGAAGAAUGGCCAGCCUAUAAAGUCACUCAGACGAGUAAAGACCCAAAGCCCCGGAGUCCUACUAAUUAACCAGCUGGCUCUGGAAGAUGCAGGCUACUACCAGUGCAUAGCAGAGAAUUGGCUUGGCACAGCCUGUGCCACUGCCAGGCUGACGGUCAUUGUGAGGGAAGGUCUGCCCAGCCCUCCUCGCCACCUUUCUGCUGCACCAUACUCCAGCACAACUGCCCUGCUCAGCUGGGAGAAACCUGAGUACAACUCAGAUCAAAUCAUUGGCUACUCUGUGCACUGCCACAGUACUGCAGGCUCUGAUAACGGGGAAUAUGAAUUUGCAAUGAACAAUGACACCACUGAAUAUCUCUUCAGAGAGCUUCUGCCCCAUACUACCUACACAUUCUUUGUGGUCGCUUACUCUCCCAUGGGUGCUAGCAGCCCGUCUCUGCCUAUAACUGUAGAGAUGCUGGAGGAUGUGCCAAGUGCCCCUCCUCAGCUGUAUAUAGCUAGCACUUCCCGCACAGACGUCAAGGUGAAGUGGCAUCCGUUGUCCUCAGAGCAGAGUCGUGGAGUUGUUACCCACUAUCGCAUUGAGUACAGCAUUUUAGAUCAGCCGGACUCUGUGUUUUCUGUGGAGGUCGGGGGGAAUGAGACACAUUUUACACUGAGAGGGCUGCAACCCAGUCAGACCUACCUGCUGAGAAUAGCUGCUGGAACUGCCAUUGGCUUUGGGGUUCCUUCCGAGUGGGUUCAGCACAAGACGCCUCCCAUUGAUAGCGAUGACAGCAUGGUGAUCUUUGCUCCUACUGAGCUGAAAGUUAGAGCCAGUGUGAACACACUCAAUGUCACAUGGCAGCCCUCACCCAAUCACACGUUGGUCUCCGGUUACAAGCUGUCCUGUCGAGAAGUCGAGGCUGAAGAGGCAGCCAAUGGGGAAAGGACAACACAGACACACACCAUCAGGCUCCGUAAGAAGGCUAGAUAUCAUCUUCUCACUGGGCUGGGCCCUGACCGACAGUUUGAGGUGAGGCUGUGGGCAUUCAAUAAACAGACAGAUGGAGCAGCUGCAGUGUGGAAGGGAAAGACAGAAAAGCCUCAUGCACCACCAACAACGCCUGGGCCACCACCUCCAAUGCCCCCGAGCAAUAUCCAAGCCACAGCCAACAGCUCUACUUCCAUCUGGCUGCGAUGGGAGAAACCGCGGUUCAACAACGUACGCAUCAUCAACUACACAGUGCGCUGCAGCCCAGCAGGAACCACCAACGCAUCCCUGGUUACCUAUUACACCAGCUCUACACAAGAGAUUUUGCUUGGGGCACUGAAACCCUUCACUCGCUAUGAGCUGGCAGUGCAGUCUAAUGGAGCGAAUGUUGUAGGACCCUUUAGCGGCACUGUGGAAGAGUCCACUCUCGUUGACCGGCCCUCCACACCUCCCGAGGAGCUGCAGCUGACUAUGCUGGACUCCUCGUCGGUGCUGGUGAGCUGGCACCCUCCACUGGAGCCUAAUGGUAUCAUCAUCAGCUACUGGAUUUUGUACAGUGGCAACCUCAGUGAGCCGGAGCAUUUAUGGAAGAACGUCUCCCAGGAUGGGAGUAUUACCAGUGUAGAGGUCCAGGGAUUGGCCAGUGGUACUCGAUAUUUUUUUAAGGUGGGGGCAUCUACUGAGGUGGGGUCAGGGCCUUACUCACCUAUAAAGGAAGUUCACACUCUUCAUCAAGGAUAUGAGCUGGACAUCCAUGCAGUGACAGGCAUUAUAGUGGGUGUGUGCCUAGGACUGAUAUGCAUCCUCCUCUGCAUGUGUUUCAGCUUUCGUAACAGCAAAUCCAGGGAGCUAUCUGGGGCUCUGGACUCUACAGCUGUGAUACCUCAGUAUAAGAGAGGAGGCUGCCCCAUUCCCUCCAACAUACCAGAGUGCAGCAACAGCUAUGAGUUGGAGACAUUGAUGCCGGCAGUUAGCCAAGAGUCUGGUCAGCCGCCAGCAGAGGCCCCAGAAGAGCAGAGUCUGAUGGCUGCCUGGAACGGCUCUGUAAGCCAUAACUGGGCCAACAGAAUCACAAGAUACAAAGACACCAUAAUAGAAGAUUCUCCAACACUCGUGAAUGGAGCUCUCAACAUGCUAAUCACUGCAAACGGCAUGGAAGAAGAUAAUCUGAGUACAUCCAUGUGCAGUAACCAGGUUGAGGCAGAAGUCAUUGUUCACUCUGAGCUUUUGGACACAGGGAGGGAGAAAGAAGAGGAGGGCUAUGAAAACUCGGAUUCUAACACCACCUUGGGACCCUCAUUAUCAGAGGAAAAGUAUUCCCCCUUGAGCCAGCCGAGUCCGCAAGAAGAAGAGGAACCUCUAGAAAAACUGUCACUGUCCCAAAGCUCCUCAAAUCUUCCCUCAGUAAAGCUGGUGGCUACUUGCAAUGGGGAGAUUGAAGAUACAGGACACCAGCUGACUGCAGACACAGCACCACAUCAGGAAAUGGGUCUAACUAAUGGCUUCCAUUCUCCUAAGAUUGUGCUGAGGUCAGAGCAUCUGGAAAAUGGGGACUCUAGACACUGUCCAUCUGCAGCAGGGAAAGCCAUGUCUCCUGGCCUGUCCCCUUCCCCCUUUGUCAGCACCGGACUUGUCCACUCUACCUCAGCAGCACACAGUUAUCUGUGCCCAUAGCCUCUGCAUGCAGAGCAUCAACCCCAUAUGGAUUUUCUUUUAUGUACCCAGGAAAAAAAACCCAAGGAUUAUUUUUAUGCACCUCAUUAUUAGAUUUCUUUCUCUUCCUUGCAAAGUUUUAUAGGUACUUUGAAUCCAUUGUUUCAUACUUAUGUAUAUAGAGUAAACAUAUACAGUAUAUUUUUAGUGGUAGAGUACUGUAUAUGGGUAUGCAUUCUCUAUCAUUGCAACCACAGUUUCCUCUGGGUCUUUCCUAUCCAUAGGAAGGGAAAAGAUUUAACCAAGCAGACGGACAUGAAUUGGAGGAGGCAUUUCUCACUCUGUCGUAAAUGGCUCUGUUCCACUCAGGAAUGAGAAAAGGCCAGGAAUUUUCCGUGAGUGAGUGCUUGGACAGGUUAUCAUCACUGAUGAAUGGAUUGGAAGCGCAGGGUCUCCCUGGGUUUGGUAGUGUGGAUGCUACUUCAGUGUGGCACUUAGGAAUAAGCCUUAAAGAGUAUCUUCACACUCUGCAAGUGCAGAACACCUGUGCCUCUCUCCAGCCACCUGCUGUCUCAGGGUCCACAGCCACACACACACACACACACACACACACACAGCCACAUAAACACACAAUCACACAAACACACAGAAAGCUAAAAACCUCGCUAAUUCCUCUAUAUUUCAUAUAAAAUUCAAACAGUCAUGUGUAAACACACAUUUAGAUACAUUUCAUGACUGGAGUGUGGGGGUCUCAGGUGCCUAAUUAUUCUAGGUGCAUUUAUAACCUCUGUAUAUUUCUAAAUAUUACACUGAGUCCAAGUACAAAAAAUGUCAAUUGGAAACAUAUGAAGUAUACAGAUGUGGAACAUGUGAAGUAUUCUUUUCCAAAAUGCCAUAUAUCCCAGUGGUGUGAUUUUGUAAUCCAGGGACAAUUGAAAAGUAAAACAUGUUUUCUUUCGGUUUUUAUAUGUCAUUUAUGGAAAUAUAGUAUUUAGAUGUUUAUUUUGGUAUUGGUUUGUGUUGAUGGGAGUACUAGAGGAGGUGUUACAACUGUACAUCUGUAGACCACUCUCCUUUCUUUAGCUCCUAAAUAGGGAUGCACCAUUGUCCCUACUAUUGUCAAGAUACUGUGCCAUUGUGUCAAGAUCCUUUUUUUCCCCUCUGUAAACUUAUUUUUAAUAUGAAAUACUUGCCAUAAUCCAAAGUAUAUAGUGUAUUUGACUUGAUUCUGUGUGACUCUAGCUUUAUAAAAAUGUCCACAACUCUUUGUAUUGAUUUUGACAGACCUCAACAAGAUCAGCUAGAAAAGAAGGAAGAAAUAUACAGUGCUUAACAAAUUUAUUAGACAGCCAAAUUUAUUGCUGAACCAGACUAACAGUACUGAUAAUUACCCAAAUCUUUUUUUCUGUAAUGGUCAGUAUGUGGAAUCUCUAAUCGAAAUCAUAUUUCUAAUGUUAAAUUAUAAAUAUUGUUGUUAGCCAUGAAUUUUCAAAUUUACUAUUAUACAAAAAAAGUUGAAAAAUAGUAAAGCACAUUAUAAUUGUUUAAUUAGGAUGCCAAUUGUUUUGUGUUCAUGAAGGCUACAGUUAUCUAGCCUUCAUGAACACAAAAUAUAGUUUUAGUGGUUGGAUGUUACAAUAUACUUUAUAAUAUUUCUGAUUUCUCAGAGAUGUUCAGUGUGCUGGUCGACAUUUGGGUAUAAAAAUACAAACUCAGUUUGUUAUUUGCCUAAUAAAUAUAUAUUUAGUGUAUUUGACAGACUUUUAAAAUAUUUCUGUUUUCUUGUUUUUAUGACAGGUCAUCUAAUAAAUUUGUUCAGCACUAUAUGUGAUCCAUUUUUUAAUGUUUUUUUUUAAUCUUUAAAAUUGUUCCUUAUAUAUUCAAACAGUCAUUUUCAAAAUUAAAACUUUCAUAUUACGAGCAGUGAUUCAGCAUCGGUUCAAGGAAUGUAGAGAGACUGGUGCAUCCCUACUUCUUAUCAACAGCACUACCUCAUUUAUUUUCAGGACGGUUUCCAGUGUGAUUUAAGUAGUUUUAUGUAACUAGCACCUUUUGAGAUCUUAUUCUUAACUUGUCUGAUUUUACAGCAUUUAAUAUUUGAAGGAAUAAUCGUCCUGCAGUGACUGUAUGUGUUAUGUCAAACUGGAAAUUAUGUCUCUUUAGUGCAUUGCAGCUUCCUCUCAGAUUUCUAAUAGAUUGUGUCUGUCAGUGCAAAGUCUUUCCUGCAACAUUGCUCUACUGAAAAAAAUACAUACCCUAUGGCUUUGAUGUGAUGCAUCUGAAACCCGUCAUGCGGUUUCAGAGCUAUACUUCCAGUCAAAGUAGCACCAACUAUAGGAAAGUUCUAACAGUUUCUGUAAUCCGGUCAUUCAAUCCAAUCGCAGGCAAUGAGUAUUACAAAAAUAGGCAUAUGUUAGGGUUUUUGUUGAGUUUUAACGAUAAACAAAAUGUUGGAAUGUGACUUUUUUGAAUUCAAGUUGCCUUAAAUAUAAGGUAAAAUUGUGAAGAUACUUGAAGCAGGCUAUCAAAUUAUUUUUUUCUUGCCAGCUUCAGGUCACUAAUGCAUAAUAAGAGUUCUGGCCUGGAUACUUAGUGCAUGAUGACAAGGACGUGCACACUCAUUACUCAUUAGACAAAGUAAUUCAUAACUACAGGUGGCUUAAGUCUUUGCAUACCUUUUACAACUUACAUUUUCGACUGGCUCUAUCAGGUGCUUCACUUCAAAAAGAGUUUUUAAGCUGAUAGCACUGUUGUGGGGGGGCUUUGAUUUUUUUUUUCUUUUUUUCUGUAGAUUCAACUCUAAGACAAUAGCAGGUCUGCAGAGCUUGUGAGCAGUAAUAAUAAUAACAUAUAUCUCAAAAUAUAAUCAUAGCAUUGAGUCAAGCCCUGUUUAUGAUGUCUCAUCUUCUCUCAGGUCGUUUUCUAGGAGUGAUAAUGGAGCUGACAAACUCAUUCUCUAUCCUGUCCAUGAUUUCACAAACUCAAAUACUUCAGCAGCAGAAAUGGAAAUUGUUGUUUGUUGACAUUAAUGAAAAAAGCUCAGUGUGUUCAGUAUUCCCGCUAAAAAUGCUUUCCUCGCCAAAAUUGCUCAACAAAGUUUUUUGCCUUGGCCUUUAUCUACCCAACAUCAAAGUAUGACUGCCAUUUAUUUAUUUAUUUUUGUUAUACGAUAGCAGUCAUUUACAGACAGAAAUGAAUGUGUGGAAAACCUGUGUGAAACAUUGAUUGGAAUUUCAUUAAGAAAAAAGGUGAUAUUUGUUGCAUCUGGAUAAUCCACUGCCAGUUACACAAAUUGUUAUUACGCAUCUUCAAAAUGCCACCAUAAAAAUGUCUGACACUUAUUAAAGGUUUGUCUAACCCACUUAAGUGGUUGAAAGAAGGCAAAUCGACGACAUGCUCACAUGGUAAAAAAUUGCUGCUGCACAAGCAUGUUUUACUUGUGACCAUUUUCCAAUCAGUGAUUUCAAAGCAGGUUUCCUUUUGCAAGUAGCAUACCUGCUAUUAUAUUUAAUUUAAAUGUUCAGUGAACAGCGCAACCACAGCUUUCUGACCCGUGAUUUAAGAUUCAUUUAUAAAAGUUAAAGCAAAGCACCGACUUUUUUUUUUUUUUUAUUUUACACGCGAUCUUCACUGUUACUGUUCUCUACUUACCGCCUACUCUAAGUAGGCAUCCUUAAAGGUAUGCAUGUCCUGAGUACUGACAGAAACAUUCUCAAAAGCAUUCCAGUUUGAUAUCUUCAACAUACCUCUCAAAGUCCAGGUCAGCCAUGAUGAGCCAUGCUACCUUAAGAAAAGAAGUGCUAAUUCACUCACAAUGUGCAACUUCUGUUUGGAUAAGGUUCAUGGGUUUGGAUGGAAAUCAGUGAAUCAAUUUAGUGUUAGAUAAUCACAGUUAAAAUGUACAAUGACAAAAAAAUACUUUUAAAUCUUAUGAGCAUAGAUUUAAUGAAGUCGUCUCACAACUAUCAUUUUCAUUUUCAAAGCACUGCAUUGAACAUAGGAGCUGUUCUCUCAGACUCUAUUGUCUGAGAGAACAUAGAGAUGGUAAAUUCUCUAUACCAAUGCACCAUUUUUGUCAUGGUCAAUUUAAAACAAUUGAAAAUUAGUUCGUUUGUGCUUGGGAGUUAUUCAAGUAAAGACACUAUCACAUCCAUCAUGAAAGAAUUAAAUUUCAUGAUGUUGCAGUUGCCAAAAUCUAAUGUAACGUCUUAGGUAGACAAAGUUUCAUGCUUUUUUUUGCAACAGAUAUUUCACUUCUAUCAGGUUGUUUCACUUAUGUAUUAAGUCUUGAUGCAGUAGUGGAUUACUGUGGUGUGCGGAGCUGACAGAGGAAAUGAAAUGGCGAUUAGCAUAACCCUGCCUGCAGCAUAAAUGAUGUAUGCUCUCCUAAUAGGAGCUCUAUUAACACUAUUAACCACUUGUAUAAAACCUUGCUUUCUUUGUACACCUUUUUGUUGGCUAGAACAAUCACAUUUUUAGAGAAAAAUGACUCAUUCUCUCAUUUUGUAGAGAAGAUAAUUACUUUAAUAAUUAUGUUGACUUCAUCUUCUUUUUGUAAGGGUUAAUUAAAACACUAUACCUCAUGUUGGUAACUUCAUUCGAUUCUGAUCAGUCUCUUGAUACUGCACAUUUUGUAAACAAGUAGAACAUAUAACGGUAAGAAUACUGUUGUUUUGUUAGCCAAGUUUUUUCACAGAGGAUGGGACUGGUGUUUCAUUUUACCUCAGUGUGAGUUUUUACUCAUUAUAGUGACUUGGAUUGUCUAGUCCUGCACUGAGGAGUUCAACACAUGAGAGGAGGGAUUAAAGGAAACCAUGCAAAUUUUCUUUAUUAUUUGGCAACAUGAGAAAUUACCAAGAUUUUCUAAAAGUUUAACGGGGAAAAUCAUAAAAAGGAAAAAAUGUCUAAAUCUGCUAAACGGUAAACUAGAAGUAUUUUUUUUUCUAGGGAGAAGGGCUAAAGAGAACCCCUCCUGAGGCAAGUUAUACCUCUCAGUGCAGACAGAUUUCUAUAGAAAUAAAAGUCUCUUCUCAACUCAGGUGCCCCAUCUUUGCAUAAAAGGAUCAUGCCUGCAUAUUCAGAUACGUGUCAUGUGUUGUCAAACAAAGCCUCAUUUUGUCUUUUUGGGAAUUAAAUCAAGGAAAAUCUUAUGCACAGAUGAUACGUUGUUUUGUACAAAUCACUCAGUGCAUUUCUAUCUCUAGCUUUUCUUUGUACAUUCUGGUGCUUUGUGGUGAGCUGCUUUGUCCAGUGAUGUCACAAUGUUGUACUUUUUUUUGUGGUACAUUAUCUCUAGUUUUGUGUGUACCCGCCCAGUUCUGCCUCUUAUAUUAUGUAUGCACAGACUAUAGUCAUGUGCCACCAGCGAUGCUCUGCAGCUACUCAGACACCUUUGUAAUCAUUGUGUGCCGAGCAAAAUGUCAUUAAUCGCAUAUGCUAAUGUAGAAGCAAAUUGUAGGAGCACUUAAUAGAUUAGCACUUCGUCUUUGGCCACGAGCAACUCUGGUCUGUCAUCUUUACAUUUCUAGAA